CGUUGUUCUGUAUUCCCAUCGGAACUUAAAGGGAAACUUUCACAAUGUCCGGAGCCCUUGAUGUCCUGCAAAUGAAGGAGAAGGAUGUCCUCAAAUUUCUUGCAGCAGAAACCCACUUAGGUGGCACCAACUUUGACUUCCAAAUGGAACAGUACAUCUACAAAAGGAAAAGUGAUGGCAUCUACAUCAUAAAUCUGAAGGGAACCUGGGAGAAGCUUCUGUUGGAAGCUCAUGCCAUUGUUGCCAUUGAAAACACAGCUGAUGUCAGUGUCAUAUCCUCCAGGAAUACUGGCCAGCGAGCUGGGCUGAAGUUUGCUGCUGCCACUGGAGCCACUCCUAUUGCUGGCCGCUUCACUCCUGGAACCUUCACUAACCAGAUCCAGGCAGGUUUCCGGGAGCUGUCUCAAGGCAGCAGGCAAUGGAAGGGGAAGGGAGGGAGGAAAGGGUACGAAAUAACCGGCCCACAGUCUUCAAAAAUGUCGAGGUCAUGA
This is a messenger RNA of Physeter macrocephalus (sperm whale), 491 nucleotides long. Its product is annotated as 40S ribosomal protein SA-like. The record is from RefSeq and is a predicted model, not a curated record. Lineage: Eukaryota; Metazoa; Chordata; Mammalia; Artiodactyla; Physeteridae. The transcript has a single exon. Gene Ontology annotation, molecular function: structural constituent of ribosome. Gene Ontology annotation, cellular component: cytosolic small ribosomal subunit; ribosome; 90S preribosome. Gene Ontology annotation, biological process: ribosomal small subunit assembly; cytoplasmic translation. Bases 45 to 491 code for a protein of 148 amino acids.